GUAUUAUGAAUUUGACAACACGGUGGUGAGAGAAAUACUAGGCAAAAAAUUGACCACAAGGUUAAGAAAAGACCUGGAUGAUAUAUCAGAAAGAACAAGUGUUCCUUUGAAGAGUUGUAAAAGACAAUACGACAACAUCAAGAAUAUAUUUAAGGCAGUAGAGGACUCAACAGGAGAUUUAGUGAAUAACAUCAAAACAGAGUUUUUGCUGUCAGAGAAUCUGUCCAAGUAAGAAUUAGAUUUUAUUGUUCUGUGUCUGUUCUGUGAUUCCUCUCGUACCCAGACACUUUGGUUCCACACCGCUGCGUGAUAAGCGCGUGGGAUGUCACGCGAGGGAAAGCAGAAACGUCGGCGGGAAACUUCCCGCGAUUUAGAAUACUUCAUUAAGCAGGACACAGUAAAAUGCCUAUAUAUACAAUACGAUUAGUCGUAUACAAUUCUCAUCCUGACGUGUGUACUCGAAUAAAUACCUGUAUUUCAAAUUUCCAUAAACUGAUGAACAGCAAUAGCGGCGUCAACAGUCGUUUUCAUACGUCAGAAUAACAAUCCUAUACGACUAUUAUUGUCUUCAGUAACAGUAGAGUUCUUUGUUUGCAUCAAAAUAGCAUCUUGUUGGAAUCAAGAAAAGACUGAGGCAUGUCAUUUCAUUUCGCAGGUCAUACGCAUGUAUAGUAUUUAUGUCAUAUCACAAAUUUGAAACAGGAAAACGGAGGUACGUUGGGAUUAUAUUUGGCGAAAUAAAUCAUCGUAUAAUUCAAUGUUCUUUAUGGCUAAAGAGUAAAGUGUGAUAUAAGACGAAAGGAGAUUAAUUAUACAGGCUCGUAUAUUUUGCAGGUUAUCGUAUUUGACGUUUACAGAUUGUGCUUAUUGCGUUGAACAGAUGAUUACUAACUGGACGAUUAACUCGUCUGGUAACGUAUAACUUUUUUUAUUUUCCCUAGUCAAUACUUUAUAUAUGCCAUCAGACUUGGAAAAAGUAUCCAAUGUUCCUCGGAUCCAGUUUUUCCCAUUUCAAAUGUUCCUCAAAGCGCGCAGAAAGUAUUUUGUUUUGCAUAAAUUGACUACCUAUAUAAAAACCGUUUAAAAAAGUAUUAAAAUAUACCUUAUUGGAUUCUGAUCGUUUAAUUGGCUGUUUAUGGUCACGUGAUAUUGCAUGGAUAGAAAAUUCCAUUUCCCAGGAGUGUAGAUAUGUUCCUCGUCGCAUACUGUUAGCAAAGUAUAGAAGUACCGCAUUGUCGCAUUUAUACUAAUGGAUGAAAAUUAGAAAUUUUUCAGAAAUUCAUAUUUUGGCGGCUAAGUUGGCUAACGAAUACUGAAUGCCCUCAUCGAAAUUCACAAUGUUCCUCAGUCUUGUUACUCAGGCAAAUGUUCCACAGGAUACAGGAUCUCACUUUUUUCCAAGUCUGUAUACUAUGUCCAGUCGAACAUCUUCUUACGGAGACAUCUCUAAUACAGACACUUCUCGUUUACGGACACUUCUCUAAUACGGACACGUCUCUAGCGCGGACACUUCUCUAAUACGGACAUGUCUCUAGCACGGACACUUCUCUAAUACGGACACUUCUCUAAUACGGACACGUCUCUAGCGCGGACACUUCUCUAAUACGGACAUGUCUCUAGCACGGACACCUCUCUAAUGCAGACACUUCUCGUUUACGGACACUUCUCUAAUACGGACACGUCUCUAGCACGGACACUUCUCUAAUACGGACACGUCUCUAGCGCGGACACUUCUCUAAUACGGACACGUCUCUUUUACGGACAUUUCUCUAAUACGGACACGUCUCUAGCGCGGACACUUCUCUAAUACGGACAUGUCUCUAGCACGGACACCUCUCUCAUGCAGACACUUCUCGUUUACGGACACUUCUCGUUUACGGACACGUCUCUAGCACGGACACUUCUCUAAUACGGACACGUCUCUAGCACGGACACCUCUCUAAUACGGACACGUCUCUAGCACGGACACCUCUCUAAUACAGACACUUCCCGUUUACGGACACCUCUCUAAUACGGACACGUCUCUAGCACGGACACCUCUCUAAUACAGACACUUCCCGUUUACGGACACCUCUCUAAUACGGACACGUCUCUAGCACGGACACUUCUCUAGCACGGACACUUCUCUAGUACGGACACGUCUCUAGCACGGAAACGUCUCUAAUAAGGACAACUCUUUAUUAUGGGUACUUCUCUAAUACAGACACUUCUUCAUUAUGGACAAUUCUGUAUUAUGGACAUGCACCUCUCUAAUACAGACACUUCUUGAUUAUGGACAAUUGUGUAUUAUGGACACUUUUUAAUACGCUCAGGCACUUCGAUUACGGAGAAAUCUCUAAUAUGACAACUCGCUAUGACGGACAACUCUUUAAUAGGGAUACCUCUUUAAUAUGGAUGCCUCGCUAAUACAGAACCUCUCUAUUAAUACGAAUACCUGGCUAAUAUGGACAUCUCUCUAAUACGGACGUCUCUCUCUCUAUUACGGGCACAUCUCCAAUACGGACACUUCUCUAUUACGCACUGCUUGCAAUGGCAGUGCCCUGAUAUUUCUUUAGAAACCUUUAUAAUACAGAACCUCUUUAAUACAUCUAGAAUUAACCUUGUGUUAUUCUAUGUUGUCUUUUGUUGUGUUUUACUGUGUUGUGAGUAUGUAUCCUAAGACGCUGUAUUUUCCAACCGUACAGCAAUUACCGUAAGGUUAUCCAUGUUAUAGAUGCAACCGAGUCAGACACAGUUCUAGACAUGGAUAAAAACUUUCUUCAAGAACUCAGAGACCUUAAAAUAUUCAGCUCAGACAAAGAUAUUGCAGACGAACAUAAAAGGGCUGUUUUUACUGAAUUGAAAGCCAAAGCGUCGAAAGAGAUUGCAAAGAUGUACGACCCACAUGUGAAGGUAUAUAUAGCUAAUAUCAGUGACGCUAUUGCCCAGUAAACUAUCUUGGCUUAAAUUUCAUACUUAAAUAAUAAAGCUUUCACACGUCUAUCAAAAUUACAGUAUAUCAUUAAGACUUUCGCUGUUGUAAAGUCAUUAUUACAGCUUUGUCACACAGUUAUAAUUAGAUAUCAUCUAAAGGCUUUUAGAAAUUUUUAGAGAGGGAGGUCAGUUGCCCCUGUAGAGUCCGCCACUGAUUAUUGUAAUACUAGUUAUUUCAUACGCAAAGGCCGUCGGGUUUUAAAGCCAUUAUAAAAUCAAUAUUUAAAACAAACUUACCUUCGUUAACGUCGGCUCCCUUCUUUUAGCUGAUUCUUUCGCAGUUUCUUUCUGAGAGAGCUUUUGAAAUUUACAAAAUCUUGCCAAAAUGCGAGCAAAAAUGAAAUAUAUUUGCAAGAAAUUUAUCAAUCAUCAAAUCAAGAAAUGUUUGCUAUUUCGCUGUCGUCAUGCAGUCGUUAUAAUGCAAACUUUAAAUUAAAUUGGACCAAUCAGUGUCCGCUAUUCAUGACAGUCCGCCAUAUUUUUGAGAUCAGUGAGGAUGACCACCCACCGAAACAUCGUUGGUCAGCCACGCCCGCGAUAUUUGAUGAACUUUAGACUUCGCUAAUGCUUUUGUUUCCCCGGGUGUAAAUAGCCGGGGGGGAAUUAGUACCCUCGCACGGCGCUUCGGGCCGCCGACUCGGGGAUAAUAAGCGUAACCUACUGGAAGGUAUUAUAGCAUAUAAAACACCACAAUUAGCUGAUCUUAACGGUCGAAUGCUACUGUUAUCUUUUUAGAACUUUGAUCGUAUUUUGAUUAGUAUUGGUGCUGAUCUCAUUCAUCAGAAGGACUUGAAGGAUAUCUUCUUAGAUUUAGUUGAGAAGGUAAUUAUCUCAAUAAAGUUAAUUAGUUAAGGCCUGUUUCAAACGUCGCGCUUCUCAUGUGCCGAACGUAUUAGAAACAAUAAAUAAUGAGACAUUUCAGCUGAUUAUCUAUUUUUUCUAAUGCGUUCGGCGAAUGAGAAGCGCGACGUUUGAAACAGGCCUAAGCCUCAUUUCUAUUGGUCGCGCGGCUAUAUCGCUAUCAAGUUUUGGUCGCCGAUGUGAAAUGUGAAAUCGACUGGAUCUUAUUUUUGCAUGCUAUUUGCAAAUCAGUCUUGAAUGGACCUUUCCCCUUAUAACUAAAAUUUUGAUCUAGACAAAAAUUUCAUCACAGCUUGAAAGAGCAUCACAAAAUUAGUAAUAUUCCAAAGUUUCGUUGCAAAAUGCGGAUAAUAUAUAGCCAUGCGAAGUUUGCAGUUUUUUCAGUCAUUUUGUAUUACGCACGGGAAAUUGACAGCCCAAUCAGGUGUUCGGGCAUCAAUUUCCCGUUUGUAAAUCUAAAAUGACUGAAAAUUGCAAAUUUCGCAAGGCUAUAGCCUAUUAUCCGCAUUUUAGGCUACAACAUUUCGCAACGAAACUUUGGAAUAUUACUAAUUUUGUGAUGCUCUUUCAAGCUGUGAUGAAAUAUUUGUCUAGACUUGUCUAGAUCAAAAUUUUAGUAAAAAGGGGAAAGGUCCAUUAUUGCAGAAAUACAUCGAUACUCUAUUCCAUCAGUCACCUUGGCAUGUUCUCAACACAUCAUGAAAUUAAUUAUAACGUUACCACACCCAAUUAAAGGCACAGUUCAGCCUUUUGAAUGAUUGUUAGAAACAUGCAUUGAGUUUACUCAUCUUGAAUUGUGCAUAAUUGAUUUUCCUAGGUUUUUCACUCAAAAGUCUGAACUGUACCUUUAAAUGACAUGUGGUGGCCACGGUAAUAAUCCUCAGUGUUUUAAUCUUCUAUAUAAUAAUUUUCCUCAGAUAAUUUUAUCUUAUAGUUUAUAGAACCUUGUAAACAAGCGAAUUUGACCGUCAGUGGUUUGUCGAUGUUCCUUCAAGCACUUAUGACAACUUGCGAGAAACUUUCCUCUGUGCAAAA
Paramuricea clavata is the source of this 4869-nucleotide messenger RNA. NCBI's taxonomy places the organism in Eukaryota, Metazoa, Cnidaria, Anthozoa, Malacalcyonacea, Plexauridae. The record is from the annotation of a GenBank genome assembly.